AUGGCGUCAAUAUCCAAGUACGUUGAUGAGGACGACAUCUCUCUCACAUCAACCGAGAGCGAGCAAUACAAUUCUGACACGGAAUUUGAGGUUGAGAAAAUUCUCGCAGAGAAGGGGGGCAAAAACAACAAGUUCUACCUCAUCUCUUGGCUAGAUUAUCCCAUCGAGAAAGCGACGUGGGAACCCCAGAAGCACGUGGGUCCGGAGAUUCUGGGAACAUGGAAUAAAAGAAAGCAGCGACAGGAAGAAGGCAAAGAGGAACGCUUUGAUGUCGAUCAAUGGACCAACCGGGUCAAAAGACUCGAGAACGAGAGGGCGGACCGGAAGAGACGACGAGCUGCCAAGAGGAAGCGGAUUAGGAAGGCAGAACUUGAGGCGCUGGCCGCGAAAAAUGCUAAGAAGCAGCAGCAUGCAGACAGCGACGCCUCCAGUAGUGAGGCUCUCGAGGAGAACGAGUUCGAGGACUCUGCUGGUGUGAGGCUUAAAGGGGCUUCAAAACGAAAGAAGGUACCCAUCAGAAGGUCGCCCUUGAAGACGGCCAUCAAAGGGCCGAGCAUCGAUGAACUGUACGAUAGGGUUGAUAAAGCCGAUGCUAAGAUCGAAGAGGAGAGUAACAGGAAAAAGAAGAGUGGAAAAAGGACUGGCCGUUCUUCAGAGACGAACCUGGCUCAAUAUGUAACAGACCCGGAGGAAGAUGUGACUUUGGCUCAAGCCAAAAGAAGUGGCUCAACUGCACGGCCACGAUCGGCUUCUAUCAGUGGACCGUCAGCUCAACAAUUGAGUGUAUCGCGAGCCACUUCAGCAGCAGUCAAAACUUCAGUUACAGCUCAGCGAUCAGUGGCAGCCAAACCAGCUGCCACGAGUAGACAGCCCGCUGCUGGUAGGACCGCAUCGUCACACAGUGUCGACGCCAGUAGGCCACCCAUGCCUGCCAGUAUUGUUUCCGCAAACAGCACCGAUGCUAACAGAGGAAUGAACCCCCCACUUGGAGGUCUGAAUAUCAGAGCCGGAAAACGUGCCACCAGAGGUGGAUCAAACGUCGGCCCUAGAAAUGUUUUUGAAGCAAGAGAGGCACCCAAAUCAGAACGUCCAAACCUUCUUCAAAACGCAACGAAUGCUGUCGAAACCAAGCCCUUUGGCAAGAUGCGUUUUCGGAGAAGGGCCGAACUACAAGCUAGAGAUAUGGCAGAGAGAGCCCCAGAUCUCAAUGUCCUUGGUGGUCUCUUUGAUCCAUCGGACCCAUCCGCUCUGCAACCGAUCAGGCCCUCUGAUAUCAAAAGAUCAAGCAUUCCCUUUAAUCAAACAGAGUCGGACGUGGAUCGGGGUCCUAAUCCACUGUUCUUGUCGAGAACCGAAACACCAGCUCCUGAAGUACAUGCAAGUCGUCCUGUUGCGCUCACUCGUCCGCAGCCUGCAAGUUCAAGACCACUUGUGUGUUUCUUUUGGGACAGACAGCAGAGAGGUCUCGUCGAUUCUCCGUGUAGGAAUGGUGAGAGUUGCAAGUUCGACCAUACCUACUAUUACGAACAGCCUGUCGCGCACCCACCGGACGACUGGAUUACCCCUGCCGAGAAAUUUAUACCUCUCUCAAGACACGCAGACCAUCCAAACGACGGAACAAUGUCACCAAAUGAAAAUCAUCCUUCUACAGCCAACUCAGUCUCCCAGCAAGAGAGAAACUCGAGGCCCCUUCCAGUAGCAGCAGCACCGGGGAAUUAUGUAUUUCCUGCAUCUAAUAAGUUCUCGAGGCAGGCAGAAAAUUCUGCGGAUGAUAACCGCGAUUCAGCGUCUCACGCGGACCACUCUACAUCGAUGACUGACAACUUCAACAAGCCCCCUGUCUGUUUCUUCUGGGACAGGGCCCAGAAAAGUACCAACCUUGCGUCUUGCUGGAGAGGAUCAAACUGCGUUUAUGCUCACACAUAUGAGUUCGGAACGAACAUUUGUCCACCCCCGUCCAGAUUUAGUAGCCCAGAUCUGCCCUCUCUAUCAGCAGGGCAAUCCGAACGACCACCAUGGAAUCCCGAGAAUCCCCUCAAUGCAAUAUGCUAUACCUGGUACCACGGACGGAUAUGUGGUGGAGAUCCUUGCAAAUUCUAUCACAGCAUGGAGGAAAAUCUACCGAUUGCACCAUCAUCCGAAGGCCAAGCUGUAACGGCCUCGACAGCUACCUGCUCAGUUGACGCCCAGCUGCCUGCAUCUGAUCGGCCGGUCCCAGCAGAAGCAGGAUCUGCCAGACGACCUUCAUUGACUGGGCCUUCUUCCAUUUCUAAACCUACCAUAAACCAGCCAUCAGGCCACUUGGAACGGCCAGCCUGGACACCUCAAAAUGCAUCUCAGGCAAUAUGCCACUUCUGGCUCAAUGGAUGUUGCAAAAGAGGAAUGGCUUGUGAUUACCUUCACGAUCGAGAUCCUAGCCUUCCAAUUGCACCAUCGCCUGCGGAAAUGAUCGUACGGACUACGUGCAAAUUAUGGGCAGAAGGUCGUUGUCCAAAAAGUGCUGAAGGUUGUCCUAAUCUUCAUGAACACACAGACUUCGUUCCACCAUCCAAUCGGACCACUUCCGCUCAUUAUCGCCAUCGUCCAGAAGGGAUAUCGAAAUCUUUACAGCAAGCGUCUAUUGCUCCCCGCAAAUCUGUCAGGUUUGGAAUUGAAGACCCUAUACAAUUGGUUACAGAGCCUACCGCACCAGAACAGCGAAGCAUAAACAGGCAGCCAAUAUCAUCAACCGGCAGCAUUGUUUGUAAACGUUUCAAUUUUGGAGGCUGUGAGCGAGGAGAUGAGUGUUUGUAUCUCCACGAGGGCACAGAUAUCGAAAGGCAAAGAGACCAAGAGCGGCGAGAAGCUAAUAACAUCCCACUAUCGUUCGAUAGACUAGCUAAAAGCCCUCCGCGCCAGACCACAGAUACCGCCGACGCCAUUUUGUCAUCCCCCGUUGAGGAUGAUGUGGAUAUGCUAGGGUCUGAAGAAGGACAUCGUGGAGUUGGGGAGAAGCCUCAGAUCAAAUCACCAAUUGUUCCACCAAGCUUGGUGGCAAAGCUCAAGACGAUUAAGAUGGGCGAUUGUGGGCGCAAGAAAACAAUUGAUGGUUUUGGGACCAGAUCCAAAGAAGUUGUCUUCGGAACUGAGGAUCCCCAAUCAAUGGUUCUUGACUUCGGUGAUAUGGGAUUACAAGAUGACAAAUCAUGGUUGCGUACCUUCAACUCUACAUCAAAAGUGGUUUUUGACCAGCUUUGUAUGGUCCCAGAUAUCAGACUUCGUCAGAGAUCGAACCAACAACAAACAAUUGGGUAUGGAAGUCUGGGAGCAGUCAACGUUGCAGAUGCGGAGAUGCUCAAGUUCAUCGAUCAUCUUGCAAACGAGCUAGUCAUUCGCGCUGCGGGCUUAGCCUCUAUAAUUGCGGAAUUCGCUAUACUUGUCUACCCUUCGAAGGAUCGACAGUGGAGCUUCCUUGAACAAUCUGCCAACUACAUCUCGGAAUCUCAGUUGCGAUAUGUAGUUAUCAGACACGGCCUCGAUUUUGGCAUUCCUCAAGACUUGUCAGCCAAGGUCAGCUUUGGCGAACCAUUUAGAAAGACUCUCAUGGACAAAAUCUAUGGGCUUCGCUUGAGCAGAUUAUUGCCGAAAUUCGAGAAAGGUCAAAAUCCUUUCAAGUUCUUUUUACUCUUCCCGGAGUCUGAACAGCAAACUUCGAACUUCUUUGCUGCUUGGAUACUGGCUUCAUGUUCCAAAUCUCUGAUAUAUGACAGUCGGACGGAGGGCUCAUGGGAUAUCUUCAGCAAGAGGCAGAACCAUGAGGGCUUGGCGGUGGUUCUUAUUCAUGAGAAGCUCGCUGGAAGUAUCGAUCGAUUACCCUCUGUGACUCGUCUCAUCCCGUAUUCUGGGAUUGUCUUUUGGAAUGUCUCAGAUUCUACCUCGCCGUACCAAAUGCUCCCUUCUAAUUCAUACGAGCCCGAAUCCGACUUGGGAAAGAUAAAGCUCACACGUCUUUUGCCUCAAGGCUGUGCUUUCCUCGUCACCCCAAGCUUUCUCGUAGCCGAGCCCGAGUUGUCUUAUGACUUAUUGGAAUGGUUCUUGCAUAAGAAAUUCCCUACUUCGACCCCUGGAACGUGGAAGCUCGUUUGCUGCUACAGCUUCAGCGAUUUCAUGUUAGACCUCGCAAACACUAAAGUCCUGGAAAAGGAGGCGUUUGAGAGAGAGCACAGAGACAACCCAGCCAAAGACUCAAUGUUGAACGAGAAGAAGCUGGGGUUUUUGCAUUGCGAAACGCGUUACAAGAUUCACGCUUUGCUUAUCGAAUGGGAAGCAAAACGCCCCUUAGGUGACUACGACUCGGCUUCGGAUUUCAAUGAUAGCCAUGAGAGUCCGUUUGUGGAGGCUCCUAAAUGGAUCGAUCCGGAUGAUGAGGAGAAUAUGGUGAAGUGGUUUGCCAGCUCUUGGUCGAUACAGAAGCUCGACUGCUACAGAAAAUUUGGAGUUAUUGGGACAAACGCAAAAAGUGCUAAGCGGGCCAGUAGGCUCAAGACAAUUGUACAGAGCGAGCCUGCUGCACCUUCGUUCAAGACAUUUUCGAUGUCUAAGUCCAGCCUUGCUGUACAAUCUCCUGCUACGCAACCAACGAUAUCUGCCGGAAAGCGGAAAGCAAUGGAGAUUGCAGCUAAAUAUAGCAAGCCUGAUUCGACAGCCUCGUCUGAUGUCUCUAUGGAUAUCGAUAGCCCCGUUCCCUCAAAGCAUGGCAUUGAUAUGAACCAACGAGAAGAUGUCUUGACCUUUAUCGCAACGACCGGAAGCAAUUCAGUCGAUGCGAAGAGAUAUCUUGCAAGAGCCAACAACGAUCUCAGAAGUGCAGUCGAGAUUUACAACAGAGAAGAAGUUGACAGAUCAGCUACCGAAUUGAUCAACGAAGAGAGCCGUAGGCACCUACCACGCCCCGUUUUCAUGGAUUCAGAUUUACAGCCCAACCGGUCCACCUCAAACCAAGGCUCACUCCAACUCGACUUCCCCCAGAAAACCAGAUCCGGGAUUGCAACUGAGAGCGAGAGGCCGUCGAAGAAAGGACGUUGGGAAGAACUGACGCCAAUGGACGUCGACGUUGAAGAUAAUGACGACGACGAAGGGCAGCGGGAGAAGCCGGCGUCGAUGAUGGUGACGAAGGACUUCGAGGCUACGAGCGUGUGGUACGAGAAGUUGCAGGCUGAAGGAAGUGGGUGGGAGCACGUUACUCUAUGCACGGAGUGGGCGAAGGCGAAGAGUUAUCUUGGGAUGGAGAAGACGGGGCGCUGA
Molecule: messenger RNA, 5283 nt
Organism: Drepanopeziza brunnea f. sp. 'multigermtubi' MB_m1
Lineage: Eukaryota; Fungi; Ascomycota; Leotiomycetes; Helotiales; Drepanopezizaceae
Source: RefSeq, a predicted model, not a curated record